GAGGCUCGUAAGUAUAUUUUAUCUCGAGCUGCGUAUACUGCUGUUGCCUUACUGCCUCGUCCAAUUGUCUCGGGGCCGAGUCACCGCCGCCGCAGCCGAGAACCGCGAGGGAGUUUCGUUGCAUCUUCAUCAGUCGCUCGUUCGACAUCGUCCAGUCAAAAUGUAUCCGAAAAAGUGCACCGCUACCUACUCGCUCGCCCUAAUUGCCGUAUUGUUCGUCAAUUCAGUGAACAGUUUGAGAUGUUACACCUGCUCGUCGGUCAACACCGGCGAAUGCUACACGAACCCGGCCCAGGACAAAUUCAUCACCGACUGCAAUCCGAGCUCGCUGCGAUCGGCCUCGAACGCCUACCUCAACAGCACCUCGGCCAGGGCCAUCUUCUCCGAUAGCUCGAUGAGGGCUCUGGCAGAUUCCGUCGACGACAGGUGGGAGUGCGCCAAAAUCGUCGCAACGUCCAUGGGUGUAACGACGGUCUUGCGGACGUGCGUCACGAGCCAAGUGCCCUGCCACGACGUGCCGAAUCUCGUCUCCUGCGACCGCUGCAACAAGGAGCUGUGCAACUCGGCGGAGAGCGCGAGCCUCGCCACGGGAAUGCUCGCCGUUCUCGGCGCGCUCGGCGUCUACCGCGCGACCAUGUGAACAAGAUCUUACCCAUUAUUAUCGUAUACGCUAUUUUACUGCGAAAAAAUUAGCAGUUCGGUCGUAUCGUUAUUAUUAUGAUUAUUAUCAUUGUGUACUGCCCCGAAAUUUUUAAAAUCAACACUUUUUUUUCGGUCUCGUAGUUGUACUUUUUUUUUAGCGUAGAGGAUAGAAGAAGAAGAAGAAGAAUGAAAAAUACCCGUCCACUAAACUUUUAGUAACAUGCAUUGAUUGCGCACAUAUAUAUAAAUGUAGCGUGUGCCUGUAACUCGCUGCUGUUGCUGCAAUCGGCGGUGACACAUCGCAUUUGGAAAAAUUUCUUAUCUCUCAUUUUUUUAUGUAUAUUUUAGUGUCAUGUUUGCAGAAUAAAAAAAAAAUUUG
Molecule: messenger RNA, 1021 nt
Organism: Trichogramma pretiosum
Lineage: Eukaryota; Metazoa; Arthropoda; Insecta; Hymenoptera; Trichogrammatidae
Exons: 4
Coding region: 161-640 (159 amino acids)
Source: RefSeq, a predicted model, not a curated record